UUUGUCUCUUUGUCCUAACGCAAGAAGAAAGUACCAGUGGUUGGUCUAUGCCUUUGAAAAGAAUCCAAAUACUUGUUUUGGACGCACUCGUAAGCUUCUUUGCAAUGUCCACUAUCACCCACUAAGCAACAAGCCAGGAUAUUGUCUUGUUCUGUUAAGGCAUGUUUGGAGUGGCGUUGUAGUAGAAGAUGAUACCGAGUUUGGCCAGCCCUUAUUCCCAUCCACUUCACUUGCUGUCAAAAAUCAACUUAGAGAGAGAAACAAACAAGUUUUACAGAGAGAAAAUCUGGGAAGAAAGAGACGGAGAGUGUGGGGGAGCUUUGUUACCUCUGUAUUUCAGAAAUUCCAUAUUCCUCUGAUUCUCCCAAGGAAAAAACAAAUGAAUGGCGACAAAACAACCUCUCGUAUUGUCACCUAUGCAGCCAUGGGAAAGUCCUAUAAACACAAGAGCUUCAAUUCCAACACCUGCUCUGCCCAAAACCGUAUAGCAAAAACCCUGCAUAAAUCUGAACCCACUUUGAUGCAUUCGGAGAUUUUGUCAGCAAGCUUUGAAAUUUCCUUCGGGGUUUUUCUGGGUUUUUAAUCAAUUUGAAAACCCAGUUGGUAACUUGAAGCUGGUGGUGCACUUGAUCAGUUCUCAAGGAGGAACUAAUUGAACAUUCUCUGAGUUUGCUCUCAGUUGUCAAUGGCUGGAUCAGUUCGAGACGAUGGAUCUCCUUCAACUUCAUCACUCCACUUUCCCUGGAUGCCACUAUCUCCUGAGUUAGGAUUACCAUACACCUGGCUUAGGGGUAUGGAAUCUGAGCAGCGGGGUUUGUAUUUGUUAAAGCUUCUUGAAGCCUGUGCUAACCAUGUAGCUGUUGGUAGUAUGGACAACACUAACUUCAGUCUUGAGCAAAUUUCCCAUCUUGCUUCUACUGAUGGUGAUACAACGCAGCGAAUUGCUGCAUACUUCACCCAGGCAUUUGCUGAUAGGAUGCUUAAACGGUGGCGUGGUCUGCAUAAAGCCCUCAAUUCAACAAAAAUAUCGUCACUCAAAGAGGAAAUUAGUGUUCGAAGACUCUUCUAUGAGCUCUGUCCCUUCUUAAGGCUUGCGCAUGAGAUCACAAACCAGGCAAUUAUAGAAGCAAUGGAGGGGGAGAAGAUGGUUCAUAUUAUCGAUCUCUAUUCAUCUGAGCCUGAGCAGUGGAUUAAUCUUCUUCAUACAUUGAGUCAUCGGCCAGAAGGCCCACCCCAUUUGAGAAUCACAGGUAUUCAUGAGCACAAAGAGGUAUUGGACCAAAUGGCUCUUCUGUUGAAGGAAGAAGCUGACAAAUUGGACAUCCCCUUUCGAUUCAAUCCUGUUGUGAGCAAAGUAGAGGAUCUCGAUCUUGAAACUUUGCGUGUUAAUACUGGAGAAGCUCUUGCAGUCAGCUCUGUGCUUCAGCUACAUUCUCUCUUGGCUACUGACGAGGAAGUGCUCAGAAGUAGCUCACCUUCGGUGUCAAAGAACAUGCAGAAAGUUUUCCAUAUGGACCCACGGACUUUUCGAGAGUUCCUUGAGAAGGAUCCGGUCAUGAUGUAUAUGGCCAAUACUGAUCCCACAUCCACAUUAUCUCCAUUAUCUCUAAGUGCUUCCCCAAAAAUGGGGAGCUUUUUAACUGCUCUCUGGGGCCUCUCACCGAAACUGAUGGUGAUAACUGAGCAGGAAGCAAACCAUGGUUCUACAUUAAUAGAGAGAGUUAGAGGAGCAUUGAAUUUCUAUGCUGCCCUGUUUGAUUCUUUGGAGUCUGUUGCACCAAGAGCAUCAAUUGAGCGACAAAAGGUUGAAAAGAUGCUUUUUGGAGAGGAAAUUAAGAACAUCAUAGCAUGUGAGGGAGCAGAGAGAAAGGAGAGGCAUGAGACGCUUGAGAAAUGGAUUUUAAGGCUUGAGUUGGCCGGUUUUGGUAGAGUGCCUUUGAGCUAUCACGGUAGGUUGCAGGCCUGUAGGCUGUUGCAGGGUUUUGGUUAUAAUGGCUAUAAUAUCAAAGAAGAGAAUGGAUGUUUGGUUAUCUGCUGGCAAGAAUGCCCCCUCUUUUCAGUCUCCGCCUGGAGGCUUAGAAGGUAAUGACUGCGAGUAGUUUCGAUGUUGUGACUGGUUGCUUUUUAUCGUUCUUUCUGUUUGUUAGUAUAAACAUCUUUAAGUUUAUUUUUUUGUCUUCUGCGACUGCAUACUGUUCUACAGAAAGGAUUCAAGAACCUCAUUCUCUAUUCUGAAACUCCUGUUAUUUAUUUAUUUGUUCUAGUUUCCUUUCUAUUUGUGUAUCUGGCUGAAACCAUGUUCUGAAGAAAUUUAUGAUUAUGAAUGCUCUCUC
Alnus glutinosa is the source of this 2333-nucleotide messenger RNA. RefSeq names its product scarecrow-like protein 3. The record is from RefSeq and is a predicted model, not a curated record. The transcript is spliced from 2 exons. Gene Ontology annotation, biological process: regulation of DNA-templated transcription. Gene Ontology annotation, molecular function: sequence-specific DNA binding; DNA-binding transcription factor activity. Gene Ontology annotation, cellular component: nucleus. Bases 686 to 2086 code for a protein of 466 amino acids. NCBI's taxonomy places the organism in Eukaryota, Viridiplantae, Streptophyta, Magnoliopsida, Fagales, Betulaceae.